UGCUAUAAACGGACGUGAGGGAGAAGAUAAGGAGCAAAUCAAGCUCGCGAAAAAUUAUUAUUUUUGAAGACACAAAUUCAGACAGCUACAGCCAGGAGUCAUAUUGUGCCUGGUUCUCGUUUAUGGAGGGGAUGAAAAAACACAACUUUACUUAAGUGAAAAGAAGGAAGGCAGACAAGAUGUCAACACAGGAAGAACAAGCGAAUAUCGCGUAAUAUAGUGCUCAGUUUUCUUCGAGAGUAGGACCGUGGUGACAGGACAGUCCGCAGCCGCAUGUUGAACACUUUCCUGAGUCAAAACACAGGGAAGACGUUUUAUGAGCUGGAGCUGGAGUUUGCACAGGUAGCCAGCCUCUUCCUGGCUCGACUCACCACCUGGAUGAGACUCACAUACAUGUUUGGGACAUUCUUGGGACUGCAGCUUAAAGCAAUUGGGAUUUUCCUCUCUGCAUCGGGCCAUGAUCAGUACCUAAUGGAGUUCCUGGAGGACGGAGGUGUUCUCACUCUCCUGGACAUCUUGAACCACACUGAGACCAAAGAGGAGGAGAAGUCCGAGGCCCUCCGUCUUCUGCUCACCGUCUCAAAUGCUGGUCGCAAGUACAAAGAGAUUAUCUGUGAAAGCCAUGGUGUGAAAGCCAUCGCAGAGUGCUUAGCUAAGUCAAACACCGUUGAAACCCAAGAGGCAGCAUGGGCCCUCCUGGAGUCCCUGUUGCAUGGAAACCCCAAAUAUCAAAACCAAAUCUACAAAGGUCUGAUUGCUCUCAUGACUUGUACCUCGCCUCAGGCCCAGCAGCUGGUCCUGCACACAUUACACACUGUGCAGUCCAAAAUGAAAACAGCCCAUCACAGCAUUGUAGACCCUCUGCUGUAUAUGCUCAGGUCCCUGCACCUGGAGGUUCAGAAUCAAGCUACAAAUCUGAUCCUAGACCUGAAGUGUUAUGAUGUGAGGCCAAUGCUGCUCAGUGGACUGGUGACUCUGCUGAGGCCUACUAAAGAAGAAGUGCAGCAACACCACAAUAUGGAAGAGUCUGAUACAAUCAAGAUGACUGGAUCUCUGCCUGUGUUUGUGCAACAAGCUGCUGCAGCUAAAACUAUAUGCCUGCUAGCCGAAGACAGUCAAGAGGUUUCUCGUGAGCUUCUCUCUCUCGGAGUGAUCCAACAUCUUCUCUACGCUAUGGGCAACAGAGAACACACUGAUUCCCAAAUACAAGCCAGUCUGGCCUUGAAGCACUUUGUCCGCUCAUACCCAGUUAUUGAGGAACAUGUGCAGAGAGGCAUCGGCAGCACACUGUUUGCAGCCUUUAUGCACCAAGCUGACUCUUUGUACAUGAAUAUGGAUGAAACACAAGCAGAACUCCUGCUAACUAACAAGGUUAACAUAACUGAAGUGUUGGAUGGUGACCAACCACUGUGACUAACUCUGAAGGCUGAUAUGAGGGACAAAUCAAUUUAAUAAUAGAGAUGAAUAAACUAGAACAUGUGUGUAAAUACUGCUUUUACGUCAUUAAAAGACUUACAGAAGUU
Messenger RNA from Sander lucioperca (pikeperch), 1523 nucleotides. Its product is annotated as armadillo-like helical domain containing protein 1. NCBI's taxonomy places the organism in Eukaryota, Metazoa, Chordata, Actinopteri, Perciformes, Percidae. The transcript is spliced from 11 exons. The record is from RefSeq and is a predicted model, not a curated record. Bases 274 to 1413 code for a protein of 379 amino acids.